Messenger RNA from Haliotis rufescens (red abalone), 2711 nucleotides. Its product is annotated as purine nucleoside phosphorylase-like. Gene Ontology annotation, biological process: nucleoside metabolic process. Bases 29 to 1081 code for a protein of 350 amino acids. The transcript is spliced from 7 exons. NCBI's taxonomy places the organism in Eukaryota, Metazoa, Mollusca, Gastropoda, Lepetellida, Haliotidae. Gene Ontology annotation, molecular function: purine-nucleoside phosphorylase activity. The record is from RefSeq and is a predicted model, not a curated record. Gene Ontology annotation, cellular component: cytoplasm.
UCUUCCGGAUUUUUGCUCGUGGAUGUGAAUGGUAUGUGAUUUCGAGUACACACAAACAUUAGAUAAGCGCCUUGUCUAUACGGUCUUGCAAAACGUCCAACAUAUCAAGAUGUCAAACGAAGUCAGCGGAGUCGAACACAGUGAAAAUGAUGAAAUGAGAACAAAGAGUCUUCUGACCAGGUCGUAUGUAGUCGACACAAACAACAAUGAUGACGGCACAUCAUGCUUGACCCUGAGUUAUACAUACAAUGAAGUGGAGGAAAUCGCUAAGAGCAUCCUGGGCAGAGUGACAUGCCGACCGACUCUGGGAAUUAUCUGCGGCUCCGGGUGCGGCAAACUGGCCGAUGGAGUGGAGGAGAAGGAGGUGAUCAGCUACAAGGACAUUCAGGGCUUCCCCAUCAGCACAGUUCCUGGCCAUGAGGGGAGGCUGGUGUUUGGGAAGCUGAGGGGCAAGGCUGUGGUCCUGAUGCAGGGGCGAGCUCACUGCUACGAGGGCUAUUCUCCCCAAAAGAUCACCCUCCCAGUGCGCACGAUGAAGUUGAUGGGAGUAAAGGUGUUGUUUGUCACCAAUGCUGCUGGAGGGAUCAAUGACAAGUUCAGUGUGGGGGACAUCAUGAUCAUCAAAGACCACCUCAACCUGGCUGGAUUCGCUGGCAUCAAUCCGUUGGUUGGAAUGAAUGAUGAGAGGUUUGGUCCCCGCUUCCCAGCACUGUCAGGAGCUUAUGAUGACGAACUGCGGAAGAUUGCCAAGGAAACGGCAGCUGACAUGGGUAUGACCAAAUUCUUCCAGGAAGGCGUCUAUAGCAUGAUGGUAGGACCAUCCUUCGAGACGGUCACAGAGUGCAAGUUCCUCCGACUCAUUGGUGUUGAUGCUACAGGAAUGAGCACCAUCCCUGAGGUGACCGUAGCCCGUCAUUGUAAUAUGAAGGUGUUCGGCCUCUCCCUCAUCACCAACAAGUGCAUCAUGGAAUUUGAGUCUCAGAGCUUUGCUAACCACGAGGAAGUCCUGGCAACAGGGGAAAUGAGAAGCAAGGACCUCCAGAGAUUUGUUGCGGAAAUGGUCUCCAAGAUAGACGUAUAACAAGUUUCACCCCAGCCAUAUCACUGAUUACAUCCACGUCUCAGUCUGUGUCAGACAUGUACCUCUUGUAUACAUGAGUAUACAGCAGUAGUAGCUUGUAUGCUGGUCAAGAGUUAUAUCCUCAAACACAGUUCCGUGUUAUGGUGAAAUGGCCAAAAUGUCAGAGUUUGGGGUUCCAGUUACAUUAUUAUUGAAAUUUAAGUCAGUUGAUAAAAUAAUUAAAGGUUUCUAUUUUAAUAUUUUAUGUACAUAUUUAAAUAUUCUUAAGUUCAAAGAAUUUAAUUAAUUAUGGUAAUGCUGCCAAAUUGUAUUAUUGUAAUCUAGUCUACGAUUUUUUAUAAAUAUUUGUGGGUUUACAAUUAAUAUUUUCCUCGUCAAUGAUAUUCACACCAUUCUGAUCACUGUAACUUAUUUUCAUUUUCGAAUAUUCCCAUUUCAAUCUAAUGUCUUUUAGAUGGUACUCCUUUUUUCACAAAGUAGGCUAGGUAACUGACAGUUUGUUAACUGCCAUGGAGUAGAGAGUUGGCAAAAAACAGUCUGGCAGACUGGUUCUCUUGCACCAUGAUAGACGUAACAAAAGUAGUAUGUUGUGAGAGGGAGGUUUUCAUUAAGUGUCCUGGUGAGAUAAGAGUAUUAUCAUUGUUGUUUUCAUGUAUCAUUGUAUCAGUUUUAAUCCUAUUGUUGUUUCUAGUUAAGAACAAUGUGCCAUAUUUGCAGAAUCUGUUUUAUUGUCCUUGGACCAAAGGAGGAAGACAUAUACCGUAUUCGACGUAAUAAGCGCCCAGGGUGCUCUCAAAAUUAGAAAUAGGGGGCUCUUAUUAGAAUAUUACUUUGGUGGAAAAAACAGAGUUGAAAGAUAAAUUUCGUGGUUUAUGCUGACAGUCUGAACUGUUUAUAUACGACAGAUACACUUUUCCAGAAUAUAAAUCCCCAUAAUUAAGGGUGCAUAUAACACACGAGUGCUUAUAAUACACGAAUAAAUAAGUCUUGUGUACAUUGAUAAAUCGGAAGGGGGGCUAAUUGGGAUUGUUCACUAGCCAAUAUAUUAGCAAAUAUCGCCGUGGGCGCUUAUUAGAGCAGGGCGCUUAUUACGCCGAAUACGGUAUUCACUAAAUUCAGGAUUGUAAUAAGUCUAGGGAUGUCAUCGUAUAUCGCGAUAUCGAUGUAUUGAUAUAAGAUUUAUGUCAAUGCUGUACAGAUGCCAAUAAUGAGUGAGUAGGGUUGUAUGUCGCUUUUAGCAAUAUUCCAGCAAUAUCACGGCGGGGGACACCAAAAGCAAAUUUAUAAUUGUCACUACCAACUUAAUCAUUCACUGCCACAGAAGCGUUACGUUUAUUAAGACUACCAUGGUAAAGAUGGACAACGACAAGGCAGAAAUCUGAAUUUUAAACAUUUGCUCUGGUUAACAGCCCCGCCAAGUUCAUAUUUAGCUUUAAAUUGAUGUGGGUCUACAUAGAUAAUAUUUAUUUAUACAAAUGCAGAAGAAUUAUUUUAUUAUUUAUAAAAAUAUUGUCAUAUUCUUGAAUCCAUAUACAUCAAUUCUAAAAUUUCCAAUUAAUGAUAUCUCUACAAAAAAUAUUCCAGAUUACACAGUAAACAGUAGAUGCAGAUGUGUCUCAUUAAAACAGUU